GAAUGUCCCUGGAGGCAGAGCUUGGCUUGGGGACCCUGGCUACCUGGCUCCCUGCUCUUCUGGGACCCAGAAGUUGGGGCCCCCAAACCCAAGAGUCCAGGACCGCUGCCCCGUCCCCCAACUCCUGGACCCCAGGAUACAGGCCUCUGGUUUUACCUCUUCUGUAAUCUUUGAUUCUGUGGCUGAAUGUGGCAAUGGGCACAGAGAGGUGGAUAUACAUGGAAAUUACCAGGAAGAAGGAAUCCCUAUCAAUGGACAUGUUUAUGAGCUCCUACUUUGUGCCAAAACCCAUGCUGGGGGCUGCAGACACAGCAGAAAAAAAGAUAAACUCCUGGCUCUGGUUUCUGGAGGGACACUGCUUUUGCUGAAAUCCUGCCUCUGAACCUUGCAAACUGUAUGAACUUGGGCAAGUUCUUUUACUUCUCUGUGCCUCAGUUUCCUCCUGUAUCAAACGGAGAUAAUAAUAGCACUGUGGUGAAAAUGAAACUGAGUUGAUAGAGGUAAAUGACCUUGAACAGUGCCUGGUCCAGGAUACAGGCCACUGUCCACAAAAUAUGAGGAGCCACCCCUCUGUGCUGCUGCUGUACCUGGGAUUGACCACCUGCCUGGACACCUCACCCAGUGGGGAGCAAGACCAAGAAGUCUUCCUGGACUCCCCAGAGGCCCAGAGCUUCCUGGGCAGCCGUUGGCGGAUUCCACGAGCCAAUCACUGGGACCUGGAGCUGUUCACGCCAGGGAACCUGGAACGGGAGUGUCAAGAGGAGAGGUGUUCCUGGGAAGAGGCGCGGGAGUACUUUGAGGACAAUACUCUGACAGAGCGCUUUUGGGAGAACUACAUCUACAAUGGCAAAGGAGGACGUGGACGAGUGGACGUAGCAAGCAUGGCUGUGGGACUGACAGUGGGCAUCCUGCUCAUGGUCCUGGCCAGCCUGGGAGCCUUUUGGUAUCUGCAUUGCCGUCAGGACCGAGGCCAGCAGCCCUGUCCUCAAGAGGCCGAGCUCAUCAGCCCCCUGAGCUCUCUGAGCCCGCCGACGCCCCUGCCUCCACCUCCACGCCCGCCCCCGGGCCUCCCCACCUACGAGCAGGCGCUGUUGGCCCCUGGGGUGCACGACGCACCACCGCCCCCCUACGCCAGCCUCAGGAGGCCGCGCUGAAGAGCUGUUUCGGAGCCGGGGUUCUCCGCACCGUGCCCCAGAUUCACACCGGAUUCCGGAAACCCCCAGGCCUCUUAAACUCCGGAGCUGAGCUUGGAGGGGUGAUGGCAGUAGGGAUCGUCCGGCCUGAGGCCUACCCUAACACACGUGUUUCCGCCGCGUACGGAUACACGCAAGUUCCCGGGCAACGUGUUCCCGCGUCCCGGCGCCUCGCAGGCCCCCACGCUCUCCUAAUGGUGGAGGUACCCACCAGCCCCGCCCCCGGGAUAGGCGUGCGUGGAAACUCCGACUCAGGCGCGCAGUGCCUCGUAGACUCGCGUGUGAGCAAGUGUGACACGGCCAUCGCCCUCAGUGUCACGGGCUACGGACAGGCAGAGCCCCGCCUGUGUUCACGCGUGUUUUCGUGUGCUCCCCGUGCGUGCAUGGGGGCACUGUGCAAUCCAGGGAAAGGGUGGGGGGCAUAUUUGCAAGCGUGCUUGGUUGGGGGCAGGCACACACUGCACCUGGGGGACUGGAA
Eubalaena glacialis (North Atlantic right whale) is the source of this 1671-nucleotide messenger RNA. It is a transcript of the gene PRRG2, whose product is annotated as proline rich and Gla domain 2. The transcript is spliced from 7 exons. Gene Ontology annotation, cellular component: extracellular region. The record is from RefSeq and is a predicted model, not a curated record. NCBI's taxonomy places the organism in Eukaryota, Metazoa, Chordata, Mammalia, Artiodactyla, Balaenidae. Gene Ontology annotation, molecular function: calcium ion binding. Bases 555 to 1154 code for a protein of 199 amino acids.